GAUCAGGCCUGGGCCUGGGCCUGGGCGUCGUCAGUUCGCAGCUCGCGGACGGAACGGAGCUUAGUGCGAUCUGUCUCACCCGGAGCUGAGGAAGGCUGCCUUUCCUUUCCUUUCCUCUCCUUUCCUUUCCGUAACACAAAGGACGUACUAGUUCGUGCACCCGCACGCACCCCGGCCAGCCACUAGGCACACUACCGCACUUUGCAGUAGCUCCCGGGUCCCGGCCCGCCCAGCAGAUGGAGAGUCCCCUAUAAAAACCAGCACGAGUGGCACGAAACGCCUCGCACCACACCGAGGGAUAAGAAGAAAGAAAGAAAAAAAAACUAGGCAUUCUGCUUGCUUGCUUGGGGCGCUCUAGUGCUCGCUUGCUGCACCUGCACCGGUCGCGCACAGCCUGGGAAGAGGCGAGCUGAGGUCUGAGGAAGCCGAGAAGCCGGGCUCAGCGUGCGUACAGGGACAGAGACGGCAAGCCGGAGCAUCGAUCCGUUGGUGCAAGCAGGACCGGAGGAUCACCACUCAGAGCCAUGCUGCAGCACGGCGAGGAGAAGAAGGGGAAGGUGAAGAAGGGGUGGCUGGCGGUGCGCGUCGGGGCGGCGGAGGGCGACGGCUCCCAGCAGCGCUUCGUCAUCCCCAUCGCGUACCUGUACCACCCGCAGUUCCGGCGCCUGCUGGAGGCCGCGCGCGACGCCUACGGCUACGACUACUCCGCGGGGCCGCUGCGCCUGCCCUGCUCCGCCGACGAGUUCCUCCGCCUGCGCGCGCUCGUCGAGCGGGAGGCGCAGGCGCCCUCGUCGUCGUCCUCGCACCACCACCGCGUCCACGCCGGCGGGGGGUCCCACGGCGGCCACUACUCCCUCUCCUCCCCGUGCACCCGCGCAAGGGUCACCUCGUGAUCGACCGACGACCUCGGCUUUCCUACGCGUGUGUGGUGGUGUCUGGUGGUGUGUGUAGAGCGAGGGACAGUAUAGUUGUUCGUAGAUUAGGUAGCUAUCUAGCUAGCCCUGCAGGGGUGCUGUGCUUGUGCUUCCUCUUCGAUAGAUUUCCAGUUUUGUCUCUUUGUUGUUGGCCCUUCCCUUGUACUCUUCUCUGCAUGCGUUUGAUCCUGCAGGCGCAUGUACUAUACUAAUGAAUUAACUAACACAUGGAUCGGUGUAUAGUUACUAGUUACUACA
Zea mays is the source of this 1172-nucleotide messenger RNA. Its product is annotated as auxin-induced protein 15A. Gene Ontology annotation, biological process: response to auxin. The transcript has a single exon. The record is from RefSeq and is marked validated. The coding region runs from base 525 to 893 and encodes 122 amino acids. NCBI's taxonomy places the organism in Eukaryota, Viridiplantae, Streptophyta, Magnoliopsida, Poales, Poaceae.